This is a messenger RNA of Fusarium venenatum, 675 nucleotides long. RefSeq lists its product as uncharacterized. Gene Ontology annotation, molecular function: biliverdin reductase [NAD(P)H] activity; riboflavin reductase (NADPH) activity. The record is from RefSeq and is a predicted model, not a curated record. NCBI's taxonomy places the organism in Eukaryota, Fungi, Ascomycota, Sordariomycetes, Hypocreales, Nectriaceae.
AUGCACUUCCUCCUCCUAGGUGCAACAGGCCGCACUGGCAAGCUUGUUGUCUCAGAACUCCUUGCUCAAAAGCACACUGCAACAGCGCUAGUCCGAAACUCAACUAGCCUUGCUCCCCAACCUGGCAUCACAAUGGUCACUGGCUCUCCACUAUCCAAAGACGACAUACGCAAGGCCAUUCAUGCUACACCUGGUGUCCUCCCCUCAGCAGCAAUUUUCACUCUCAACACAGUCCGCAAAUCAGAUAGCCCCUUCGCAGCCCAAGUCGGUCCUCCUCGCUUCUUAGCAGAUUCGUGCGCUAAUGCGUGUGAAGUCUUGGAAGAAGCUGGCGUUCAUCGAAUUAUUGUCAUGUCGACGGCUGGCGUUGGUGAUACAUGGAAAAACCUGCCAUUGAUAAGUCGUGCUUUUAUGGGGUGGACGAAUAUUAAAUACGCCUUGGAGGAUCACAAUUUGUUGGACCAAGAAAUCCGAACUACAAAUAUGGAGUGGACUCUGGUCAGACCUGUGAGACUAGAUCACGACAAUAAUAGCACGCUGGAGAUUGAGACGCUGGGAAGUUCAGGUGUGGGGAUGACGAUGAAGGACAGUAUUACUCCUGCUAGUGCGGCAAAGUUUCUUGUCAAGCUUGCAGUUGAAGGAUUGUAUAUUAAAGAAGCAGUGGUGCUGAGAAACUGA